Messenger RNA from Theileria parva strain Muguga, 2001 nucleotides. RefSeq lists its product as uncharacterized. Bases 1 to 2001 code for a protein of 666 amino acids. The record is from RefSeq and is a predicted model, not a curated record. Lineage: Eukaryota; Apicomplexa; Aconoidasida; Piroplasmida; Theileriidae. The transcript has a single exon.
AUGAUUAAAAUAAAAGAUACUAAUACUUUCAUGGGUUUACCUGCAGAUGAUUGUGAGUUAGUCACCUUGAAUCUGGACAUAAAAGCCGAGUCAAGAAAGUUUGAAUAUAUUAGUAGGAAUAACUACAGAGAGUAUAACUCAAACUAUGGAUAUCUAUUUACUAAAGUAUUAGAGAGUAAUACGGUAGUUUGGAAGGCCAGAUGUACUACUGAAUUCGCAACAACAGUUUUGGUGUGUGAAGGUGAUGAUAAAUGCAUCUUGGUCAUACCAUACGAUAAUAACAUGAUACUAUUCAGCCAACUAAAAGACAACACUUGGAAUCGUAUUAAUACUGAAAUAAACAUGAACAAGCUAAGGAUGAUCGAACGACUUAAUUAUAUGUGUCGAUGGAAAUCAUACGGCAAAUAUGGAGAAUUGAGCGAUUUUCCAAGACUUAGAGAUUUGUAUAGAUUUUCUGAAUAUAAUUACGAUUUGGAUAAACAUAAUUUUAAAAUUGUUUUUAAUAAUCUUUGUGACCGUGUGAUUUACGGGAACAAUUUGGUUUGGAUCUAUAAAGAUGAUCCGUUUCAACCAUAUCCAGACUAUUUAAAUUUUAAUCUUGUGGAUAAAACUGUGAAUGCAGUGUUAAAAAAUGGAACAGUUGAAGUACUGUACCUUAAUCUAUUAAGCCACAAACGACCUAGAUAUAAUCAAUCCGUUGAUUCAGUUCAUCCGAUCUCAAAUACUGAAGAAAAAAGAGUAAAGAAAAGGCGAACUUCACAGAAAUUGAAAAAGUCAACUAUCAAACAACCUGGAUCCAAUCAAUCCGUUGAUUCAGUUCAUCCGAUCUCAAAUACUGAAGAAAAAAGAGUAAAGAAGGAGCCAAUUUCAGUUGAUUUAAUAUUUUUAGAUGCAGAUAUGAUAAUGUCAACAAACGAGUAUAAAACAUUUUGUGGUCCCGAUUUUUACUAUUUCAAGGCUAACAGUGGAAUUUUGUUUGGGAAAAUAAUAGAUGAUGGUAAAGUGAUUUUUGAUACUGAGGAUCCCACAAAGUAUGUUGCAGAAUACAAAUCUCGUCUAAAAAUUGAUAGAAAAAUUAACAAAAAAAUAGAAUUUUUCAAGUUUCUUAAACCUAAUAUUGAUAAAUUCAAGUUCUACACCAGUAAAGAUAUAUUACUCAAACAUGAGGAUUACCGUGUGGAACACGCCAAAGAUUAUUAUAAGAUUAACUUUCAUAAAGAUUUGAACAAAAUUACAUACAAUGACAAAAUAUAUUGGGAAUAUGAUUAUUACAAACACGAGUAUCUGCCUACCAGUGUUUACUUUACAAAUUCUGAUAAUAAUAUGACAUUAGUGUUUUCCAAUGGAGUUGAGAGGGAUAUUAAAAUUAGUUGCAACUUAUUGAAAAUGUACAAACUUCAAAAUAGUAACUCUGAAAAUAGUAAGAUGGAGAUGGAAGAAGGAGAUUGCGAGGUCAUUAAACCAGAAUAUAACAAAAGAUUAUACACGCUAAGAGAUGAUAUUAAAUGUACUAAAGUUUCAUAUGACGAAAUGGUUGUUUGGGAACAUAAGCCUGGCAAAGAAUAUCCUAAAUCCAUAAGCUGUGAAUAUAAUUUGGCCAGAAUAGACAUUAGAUUCAAUUCAUAUAUAGGUUCAUUUGCGAUAUUAGAGGGCUGUAACUCGUUUACUCAGUUUCUUUGUUUCCCUACUGAUUUGAAACUUUAUCAAGAGAAUGAAAAUGGCAAUAGUAUGGAAUUGAAUCAAAAUGACUAUAGAAUUAACGUCUUAAGUCCUUCAUCAAUUGAGUACAUUAUUAAACCUAUUAAGUGUAACGAGAUCAGGUUUGGCGAUUCUACUCUUUGGAAACGCGAAAACGGACAACCAUUCCCCAGAAAAAUAAUUAGAAAUUUUGAAGUUCCCAGUAUUCUCGUGUAUGAUGAAUGUAAUUCACAUGACAAUCUUCCAAAACUAAUUGAAAUUAAAAUAAAAAAAGAAUUUUGCAAACUUGAGCAAGAUACUUAA